Didymodactylos carnosus is the source of this 1350-nucleotide messenger RNA. The record is from the annotation of a GenBank genome assembly. Lineage: Eukaryota; Metazoa; Rotifera; Eurotatoria; Philodinida; Philodinidae.
AUGUCCGCUUGGAUGCCCACUGUGAUACGUACUUAUGUAUGGACAUAUUUUACCGAUGAUCAAUGGAAUUUUUUGGAUAUUGCUGCAAUAUUAUUUUAUAUAGUUGGAUUCAUAACACGGUUUAUUGUAAUUGAACAAGCAUUUACAGUGUCAAAGAUAUGCAUGGCUAUAGAUUUAUGUUUAUGGUAUGUAAGAAUAUUACAUUUAUUUGCCGCAUACGAACGAUUAGGAACGAAAUUAUUAAUGAUCUAUAACACCGUAACAUGGUAUCCAAGUGCUAAUGGCGGACCAUCUCGUUAUUAUACGUUAGCAAACGAUGGUACAGGACUAUGGAAUUGGAAUCUUCUACGAAAUGUAUUUGAUUGGGGUAUAUGGAAAAUAUUUGGACAAGUUAAUCUUAUAGCUUUACAAGAAGCUGAUAAUUCAACAUUGACAGGAGCUAACAAGUACGGUACAUUAACAAUUGAUGAAAACAACAAGUUGAAUGCAAAUAUGCAUGAUCUUGUCGUAUUUAAUGCUCUUGAUAAAAUACAUAUAUCGGGCAAUGUUACAAGUAUCAUCGUUCAUUUUUGUACAUUACCAACAAUCGUAGAAUCAAAAAUUUCUCUCUAUGCAAUGUCACCAACAAAUGAUCCAAAUAAAUUUUCAGUUACAGCUACAACUGAUGUACUAUUAGAUCGAAUAAAACCAUCAUCAUCGAAUACUGUUCAAACGAUUCCUCUUACUAGUAAUUUGUCAGUCGCUACUGGGCAGUAUAUUGCUAUUCGAUUUGAAGUUGGUUCAGGUAGUCCGUAUAGUAUUGCCGAACGAAACGAAUAUUUCGUUAAUUCCAAAACAUUUGAUGAUAAUUUAAAGAAUGAUUUACCAAUACCAUUUACAAAUUGUUCAAAUAAAGGAAUAGCAUUUGGUUUUACUAUUAACUCAACAUCACCAGGACAUUAUCGAAGAUCUAAAGUAGGAAUUACCGAAGGUGAUAUUGAAAUGCAGCAGCAGCAGCCGCAGCCGCCACUACUCUUUUCUCCCCCCAAACAACACAAAAAACGACUACCACAAUCAAAAAUCAUUCGUGAUGAGCAGCCUUCUGGUGCGAAUAAAUUUCAAGAAUACGAUAAUAUGUUACGUGAAAAUGCAAUUGCUGAAGAUUAUUGGAAACCAAUAAUUGAUAGAAUUAAAGAAAAUGAACGUAUUAAUGACGAAGAUGAGGAGGACUAUGACAAACAUUAUGGAGAAAAAAUUAUUCAGUUAAUGAAAGAAAAAGACUUUAUUAAAGCGAACAGUCGACGAAACUCGAGAGCGACGGACAAUAUGUUAGCACCAAAUUCAACAACAACAACAAAUGAUCUUUUGUAA